Fundulus heteroclitus (mummichog) is the source of this 1650-nucleotide messenger RNA. Its product is annotated as excitatory amino acid transporter 3. The record is from RefSeq and is a predicted model, not a curated record. Gene Ontology annotation, biological process: L-glutamate transmembrane transport. The transcript is spliced from 13 exons. NCBI's taxonomy places the organism in Eukaryota, Metazoa, Chordata, Actinopteri, Cyprinodontiformes, Fundulidae. Gene Ontology annotation, molecular function: glutamate:sodium symporter activity; neutral L-amino acid transmembrane transporter activity; L-glutamate transmembrane transporter activity. Gene Ontology annotation, cellular component: plasma membrane. Bases 116 to 1555 code for a protein of 479 amino acids.
CACACGCUUUUGAAUGUCAACACUAAACAGUUACCUCUAAGACAGCUUCAAUCCCUGUCUUUGAGUCUGGCACUCUAAGAUGGUCCCGUUUUCGUGUAUCUGAACCAGUAAAGCCAUGGGCAACUACCAGAAAGGCUUCAGAAGAUGUGGACAGAUCUUGAGCAACAUCUGUGGUAACCUUCGGGUGUUCAUCUGUGUGGUGGCUGUUGGUCUGGGGGUCAUCAUAGGCCUGAUCUUGAAGACCUUUGAUGAUCUGCUCGAGGUGGAAAAGCUCUACAUCACCUUCCCAGUACAUAUGCUGAUGGGCAUGGUUAAGGUGGUAACCACCCCGAUCGUGGCAAGUGGUGUGAUAAUCGCAAUUUGCACCUUCAGGUCCCCCCCCUCCAAGAAAAUUGGCUUCCAGGCAGCAGUGUACUUCGUCUCAACAACUCUGAUAUCUGUGACCAUCGGACUGAUUUUAGGUGUCUUCUUCGAGCCGGGGAUUACUGAAGGUGUGAGUGAAAUAGAGCCUGAGGACGAGAGAGUGUUCCUCUCAUUCGAAACCAUCAAGACUUUGACCAGGAACCUCUUCCCAGAGAAUCUGAUCCAGUCCUGUGUCAAACACUAUGUAAGGGUAAAGCGGGAAGUUCCUGUAAUCGACGCAGUGUCUGGCUUGCCCACGAACAUGACUUACAUGAAGGAGGAGGGUCAUUACGUUCAAGGAGUGAACAUUCUCAGCAUCAUCACCUUUGCUAUUCUUUGUGGGCUGGCAUUCAACGAAAUGAAAGAAAGCUCAAGUCUCCUGGUGCAGAUGGUUUGCAUCAACAAUGAGUUGGCUGUAGUGUUACUCAACAUAAUCGGCAGUUUCCUGCCAUUGGGACUCCUGAUCAUGGCUGUAGUGUUCGUCGACGACCAUUAUGACUCGCAUUUAGUCCUUAACCUUGUGAAAUUUAUCGCUAUGGUUGCCACUGGGCUCUUUGUGCAUGGAGUCAUUGUCCUGCCGCUGCUCUAUCUUGUGUGUGCGAAAAGCAACCCCUUUACUGUCAUCUAUGGGGCCUUUCCUGCACUGUGGACCGCAUUUCGCUCGUCCUCCAGCAACGCCGCAAAGCCAGUCACUUUACACUGCUGCAAGAAUGAGAACAAGAUAGACCACAGGAUCACCAACUUCAUGUUGCCCAUUGCCACCGAACUCAACCUCAACGGAACCGCCCUCUAUCAGGCUCUGGCUGCAGUUUUCAUUGCUCAGCUGAACAACAUCGAUCUGGAUUUCAACCUGUUGUUCACCAUUGGGGCGACGGCAGCAGUGAGCAGCUUCAUAGCCAAGGGAAUCCCAACUUCUGGAGCCUUGAUGUCAUUCCUCAUCCUCUAUGCUGUGGGUCUGCCCAUGACCAAUGCCUGGAUCCUGGUGGCAGUAGAGUGGAAGCUAGAUCACUUCACCACACUCGUCAACGUGUUGGGAGACUGCAUCGGUGUCGCUCUUGUGAACAAACUGUAUCAAGACGAACUGAGAACAGAAGACGCUGAUCAGGACAGUCCAAGGACUGAAGACGAUGAAGCCACAGAUGUGUCCGUCUGAGACGUGUCAAACUGGAUUUUUUUCUUCGUUCAGUUUAUGGGUCAGACUGAAGUAUUAGAAGAUUUGGACUUUCAAUAAACUGAUGGUUGACCUAA